AUGCCCGCGCUUCUCGUCAACACCGUCUCGGUCUCCCCCGCCGCCCCAAGGCCACGCUCCUCGCGGCCGGCCACGGCACGGCGAGCGAGCGCUCGCCACAGGUGCCGAGCCGAAGCAUCCGGCAGCGGUAGCGGCACCAACGGCGGCGACAGCGGCUACAGGCCGGGGGGCGUCCGCGGCUCGUGGGUGUCGGACUACGACCUGUACGAGCUGCUGGGCGUGGAGCGGUCGUCGCCGCAGUCGGAGAUCAAGGCGGCGUACCGGUCGCUGCAGAAGCGGUGCCACCCGGACGUGGCCGUCGCCGCGGGCGGGCACGACAUGGCCGUCGUCCUCAACGAGGUGUACGCGCUGCUCUCCGACCCGGCCGCGCGCCUCGCCUACGACCAGGAGCAGGCGCGCCGCUCCGAGUUCGCUGGCUACACGGGCCGACCGCUCUACUCCUCCUGGCUGGGCCCCGAGUCCGAGCGCCGGGCGGUGUUCGUCGACGAGGUGCGCUGCGUCGGCUGCCUCAAGUGCGCGCUCCACGCGUCCCGGACCUUCGCCGUUGAGUCCGUCUACGGCCGCGCCCGCGCCGUCGCGCAGUGGGCCGACGACGAGGACAGGAUCGUUGACGCCAUCAACACCUGCCCCGUCGACUGCAUCUCGUACGUAAUUGACACAUUCUUCGCUCAUACUCAUCCAUCAUUCAUCGAUCUUCUGAUUCCCAACGGUUUCUGCUGCGUUAUCCGUUCAUCCAGGAUGGUGGAGAGGUCGGACCUGGCGGCUCUCGAGUUCUUGAUGUCCAAGCAGCCGCGCGGCAGAGUCCGCGUCUCCGAAGGCAACGCCGUGGGAGCUCGCGCGCCCAACGUCUUCAACGAAGUCGCCAAGUUCCAGAAAAGAUUCGAGGAGAUGAAGCAGAAAUCUGCGACCAGAGAAUCCCAGGAGUCAGAGGAGGCACGGCAGUCGAGGACCUCAGCGGUCCAUACCAUCAGAUCCAUGUCGAACUGGUGGUACUGGCGGCCAUUCGGGUUCGGCCCAUCGGCCCCGGCCACCAUUGUCCGCGCUUCGCGCCUCCUGCCGCCGCCGGCCGCGGCACCCACUGACACCGUGACGGAGAGGCUCCAAGAAGCCGCCGCUGCCCGGCGCAAAACGGAAGGCGCGGCCACGGCACACGCCCGGCGCGACGACUACUGGACCCCGCAGCUGGACCUGCCGUCGUCAGCUUCUCCGCCGAGCAUUCACCAGAGGGGAAAAGACGCUCCCACUCCCCAAGGCCACGGCCGCAGGCGAGGAGCAGCCGGUGAAGCGGCCGCCGGCGCCGGCGCCGGGAGGAAGGGCAUAAGCAUCGACCUGACGGCGGCUCUGCUUCUGGGGAUCGUCGCGGCGGGGUUCGUGGGUUACAACGGGGAGGUGGUGGCCGGAGGUGGCAGCGGCAUUCAGGAGCAUGUUGGCGGCGCCGUUGCUCUUGGAGUCGUGAACAGCUUUGAAAUGAAGGUCAUGCUAGCCGGGGUGACUUGGUUCAUCAUCGGCGCAGCCAUUGCCGGUGUGAUUCAGGUACUUGGAAGAAGGGAACAAAACAUUUGGAAAUGA
Messenger RNA from Miscanthus lutarioriparius, 1569 nucleotides. The record is from the annotation of a GenBank genome assembly. Lineage: Eukaryota; Viridiplantae; Streptophyta; Magnoliopsida; Poales; Poaceae.